Galdieria sulphuraria is the source of this 1347-nucleotide messenger RNA. Its product is annotated as eukaryotic translation initiation factor eIF-2B alpha subunit. The coding region runs from base 115 to 1197 and encodes 360 amino acids. The record is from RefSeq and is a predicted model, not a curated record. Gene Ontology annotation, molecular function: S-methyl-5-thioribose-1-phosphate isomerase activity. The transcript is spliced from 3 exons. Lineage: Eukaryota; Rhodophyta; Bangiophyceae; Galdieriales; Galdieriaceae.
UAGACUACAGCAUUUUAUUACAGUUGGGAAAAUUUGCCAACUUGUCUUGUACAACAGUUGCUUGAAAACGAGUUACCUAGCCAAAAAGGUUUCUCUAAAGCGAAAAUCCUGUCCAUGGUGACCAAUCCGUAUUGUUCUGUGCAACUCGCCGAAGACCAUAAAAGUGUAGUGUUGCUUGAUCAAAGACGACUGCCCAACCUUAAAGAAUAUCGAAACUUUUAUUCUGCAAGUGAAGUUGCAGAAGCGAUUCGUGAGAUGGUGGUAAGAGGUGCGCCUGCCAUUGGAGUUGCUGCAGGUUUUGGUAUUGCUGUGGAGGCACACAGAUUGCUGAAUCUUAGGGACUUUGAAGGCUAUAGAAAGGAAUUGGAAAUGGCUUGUGAUUUGCUGGAACGGUCUCGUCCCACUGCAGUUAACCUGAGUUGGGUCGUUCAAAGAAUACGGAAACUACUUAGUCAGGAGUACAACUCUCAGGAAUCUUUAGAACGUGCAAUUAUGAAGGAAGCUUCUUUGAUUUCUAGUGAAGACGUUGCUGUGAAUUACAGUAUUGCAAAAAUAGGCAAUCAAUUGAUCCCGCAUAGAGCAAACAUUCUUCACCUUUGUAAUACUGGUGCCUUGGCAACAGUGGACUGGGGAACGGCACUUGGUGUUAUACGAAUGGGACAUAUUGCUGGAAAAGAAAUUCACGUGUGGGUUUGUGAAACUAGACCACGUCUACAAGGUGCCAAAUUAACUACUUGGGAGUUGCAACAACAAAAUAUCCCAAUGACCCUUAUAGUAGACAGUGCCGCUGGAUAUCUUAUGCAAAUGAAGAAGGUUGACUUAUGUUUAGUUGGAGCAGAUCGUGUUGCUUCCAAUGGAGAUACAGCAAAUAAGAUUGGGACAUACACGAUGGCAUGUUUGGCAAGACUUCAUCAUAUUCCUUUUUAUAUUGUAACCCCUCUCUCUUCGAUUGAUGCUAACAUUAUUUCCGGAGAUGAAAUUCAAAUUGAAGAGAGACUUUCCGACGAGAUUCUUCGACCCAGUGGUGAAUCGCUUGUUGCUUCGGAAACUACAUCUGUUUAUAAUCCAGCGUUUGAUAUUACUCCUGCUUGCUUUAUUUCUGGUUUUGUAACGGAAGUUGGCAUCCUUCAGCCUCCUUUCACUUUACAAGUCCUCGCUAGGUUAAAGAAAGAAUAUGCAUCGCGUACUAUAACUUGAAAAACUUUUUCCAUUGACUUGUUCAUACUGAAACCAUAAAGUGUUGACACUUAAAGGCAUAUACGUGUUUAUUAAGAAAAGAAUGAUAAAGUAUAUAGACGUUCGUUUUCCAGCUUCUAGCAUUCUUGAAUGAGCACUUAAAAUUGAUCU